AUGAUUCGCAUCGUUGACCCUGAUACAGGUGAGCUUAAAUAUCGGUUAGAGAAAUGGCAAGGCCUCUUUGUCGAUUCCAAUGAUUCCGAUCAGUUUCGCAUUCCUUGCGAGAUUUGGAGUAAUGGGAAUAUAUGCCUUUCUGAUGUCUCGUGGUCUACGUGUGCUUACACGGCGCGAUACGUGACCAAAAAAGUCUCUGCCGAUUAUGAUGGCAAGGAUUUCAAUCCGAAUAAGCUCGGUAUCCAACCUGAAUUUGCUUUAAUGAGUCGUCGUCCAGGCAUUGCCGGUUUUUAUCAUCUUGAGCAUCCUGAUUACUAUAGAUCUAUGUCUGUCUUUGUCGACAAUGGAAAGGAUGUGCCUGGUUCCGAUGGAAUUAAACGCGUUAGGAUCCCUCAUUACGUUUUUGACCAUUUAUCUGAUUCUGAUCCGGCUCUUUUCCAACGAUUGAAGGAAGAACGCCGAAAGUUUGGAUCUGAUAAGGAUCUUCUUGAGCUUUCUGACACUGACCUUGACCUUAUAUGGUAUAAUAACCUUAAGCAGCUGCGUGCUCCGGUCAAACAGCAUAAGGAUAAGAAGGUUUUCACCCGAACCGCUUCCAGUGUGAAGUCUGUCAACCUUGGUACUACCGCUUAUAGAGGAGGCUCUGCCGUUUCCGACCCGGCUUUUUUUGUCUCUAAUCCCGGUGACCGUUUUGCCCCUGUCUAUUCUUCUGCCGUUCGCGCUGAUGGUACUAUCAGCGUUGUGCAGUCUGAUUCUAUAGAUCUUCAGGCUAAGUAUAACUCCCUGAGGUCUACCACUGAUAUGAGUUACAUUCUUGCACGUCUUAAGCUCGGCGAUCAGUCCGUUCUAAACGUUAAGCACGGUACUUUCGGUGAUUUUUCUGCUAUGCCUACGAAUAUGGCUGAAUAUCUUCAGUUGGCUAUCGAUGGUGAGAUGGUCUUUAACCGUUUGCCUAAGGACACACGCGCUAAGUUUGAUUUUGACUUGAAUAAAUGGCUUUCUUCUAUCGGAACUGAUUCUUGGAUUGAAUCCAUGUCCGCUUUCCUUCCCGGCCUUGAAAAGUCCUUUGGCGGUUAUCUCGUUGAAAGUGAAGAAGCCGCCAACGCUCGUGAUCCUGUCCUCGGUACUCAAUCCGGUAUUUUUGGCUCGGAUCCUGAUUAUCUCCUGUACGGUGAGCAUACUCCUGCGCCUCCUCUGACUCCUCCUCCCACUCCCGGAGGAGGAGGCGGUUACUCUCCUCCGGCUCGGCCUUCGUCUCCAAAGUUCACUUAUCUUAACGCAGAUCUCGCCAAGGCUUAUAAGAUGAAUAAGAACGUUGCAUAUCAGGAAGCUCUCGCAAACACAGCCCAUCAACGUGAGAUGGCAGAUCUUAAAGCUGCCGGUUUGAACCCUGUCCUUACCGCUUCCGGUGGAGCUGGUGCAUCUGCUAAUGUAACUCCUGUCGAAUCUUCUCAGACUUCCGGAUCUUCCGGCGGUCGAGGAUCUCGUAAGGAAGCUAACUCCGGCGCCGGUCUGAUCUCUGCUAUCAUGAGUAUCGGCACUGGUCUUGCCGUCGGUAUCGGUACUGGUAAUCCUCUUGCUGGUAUCUCCGCAGGAGGUGAUCUUAUCCCCUGCUACCAUCCGCAUAAGAUGAUUCGCAUCGUUGACCCUGAUACAGGUGAGCUUAAAUAUCGGUUAGAGAAAUGGCAAGGCCUCUUUGUCGAUUCCAAUGAUUCCGAUCAGUUUCGCAUUCCUUGCGAGAUUUGGAGUAAUGGGAAUAUAUGCCUUUCUGAUGUCUCGUGGUCUACGUGUGCUUACACGGCGCGAUACGUGACCAAAAAAGUCUCUGCCGAUUAUGAUGGCAAGGAUUUCAAUCCGAAUAAGCUCGGUAUCCAACCUGAAUUUGCUUUAAUGAGUCGUCGUCCAGGCAUUGCCGGUUUUUAUCAUCUUGAGCAUCCUGAUUACUAUAGAUCUAUGUCUGUCUUUGUCGACAAUGGAAAGGAUGUGCCUGGUUCCGAUGGAAUUAAACGCGUUAGGAUCCCUCAUUACGUUUUUGACCAUUUAUCUGAUUCUGAUCCGGCUCUUUUCCAACGAUUGAAGGAAGAACGCCGAAAGUUUGGAUCUGAUAAGGAUCUUCUUGAGCUUUCUGACACUGACCUUGACCUUAUAUGGUAUAAUAACCUUAAGCAGCUGCGUGCUCCGGUCAAACAGCAUAAGGAUAAGAAGGUUUUCACCCGAACCGCUUCCAGUGUGAAGUCUGUCAACCUUGGUACUACCGCUUAUAGAGGAGGCUCUGCCGUUUCCGACCCGGCUUUUUUUGUCUCUAAUCCCGGUGACCGUUUUGCCCCUGUCUAUUCUUCUGCCGUUCGCGCUGAUGGUACUAUCAGCGUUGUGCAGUCUGAUUCUAUAGAUCUUCAGGCUAAGUAUAACUCCCUGAGGUCUACCACUGAUAUGAGUUACAUUCUUGCACGUCUUAAGCUCGGCGAUCAGUCCGUUCUAAACGUUAAGCACGGUACUUUCGGUGAUUUUUCUGCUAUGCCUACGAAUAUGGCUGAAUAUCUUCAGUUGGCUAUCGAUGGUGAGAUGGUCUUUAACCGUUUGCCUAAGGACACACGCGCUAAGUUUGAUUUUGACUUUAAUAAAUGGCUUUCUUCUAUCGGAACUGAUUCUUGGAUUGAAUCCAUGUCCGCUUUCCUUCCCGGCCUUGAAAAGUCCUUUGGCGGUUAUCUCGUUGAAAGUGAAGAAGCCGCCAACGCUCGUGAUCCUGUCCUCGGUACUCAAUCCGGUAUUUUUGGCUCGGAUCCUGAUUAUCUCCUGUACGGUGAGCAUACUCCUGCGCCUCCUCUGACUCCUCCUCCCACUCCCGGAGGAGGAGGCGGUUACUCUCCUCCGGCUCGGCCUUCGUCUCCAAAGUUCACUUAUCUUAACGCAGAUCUCGCCAAGGCUUAUAAGAUGAAUAAGAACGUUGCAUAUCAGGAAGCUCUCGCAAACACAGCCCAUCAACGUGAGAUGGCAGAUCUUAAAGCUGCCGGUUUGAACCCUGUCCUUACCGCUUCCGGUGGAGCUGGUGCAUCUGCUAAUGUAACUCCUGUCGAAUCUUCUCAGACUUCCGGAUCUUCCGGCGGUCGAGGAUCUCGUAAGGAAGCUAACUCCGGCGCCGGUCUGAUCUCUGCUAUCAUGAGUAUCGGCACUGGUCUUGCCGUCGGUAUCGGUACUGGUAAUCCUCUUGCUGGUAUCUCCGCAGGAGGUGAUCUUAUCCCCUGCUACCAUCCGCAUAAGAUGAUUCGCAUCGUUGACCCUGAUACAGGUGAGCUUAAAUAUCGGUUAGAGAAAUGGCAAGGCCUCUUUGUCGAUUCCAAUGAUUCCGAUCAGUUUCGCAUUCCUUGCGAGAUUUGGAGUAAUGGGAAUAUAUGCCUUUCUGAUGUCUCGUGGUCUACGUGUGCUUACACGGCGCGAUACGUGACCAAAAAAGUCUCUGCCGAUUAUGAUGGCAAGGAUUUCAAUCCGAAUAAGCUCGGUAUCCAACCUGAAUUUGCUUUAAUGAGUCGUCGUCCAGGCAUUGCCGGUUUUUAUCAUCUUGAGCAUCCUGAUUACUAUAGAUCUAUGUCUGUCUUUGUCGACAAUGGAAAGGAUGUGCCUGGUUCCGAUGGAAUUAAACGCGUUAGGAUCCCUCAUUACGUUUUUGACCAUUUAUCUGAUUCUGAUCCGGCUCUUUUCCAACGAUUGAAGGAAGAACGCCGAAAGUUUGGAUCUGAUAAGGAUCUUCUUGAGCUUUCUGACACUGACCUUGACCUUAUAUGGUAUAAUAACCUUAAGCAGCUGCGUGCUCCGGUCAAACAGCAUAAGGAUAAGAAGGUUUUCACCCGAACCGCUUCCAGUGUGAAGUCUGUCAACCUUGGUACUACCGCUUAUAGAGGAGGCUCUGCCGUUUCCGACCCGGCUUUUUUUGUCUCUAAUCCCGGUGACCGUUUUGCCCCUGUCUAUUCUUCUGCCGUUCGCGCUGAUGGUACUAUCAGCGUUGUGCAGUCUGAUUCUAUAGAUCUUCAGGCUAAGUAUAACUCCCUGAGGUCUACCACUGAUAUGAGUUACAUUCUUGCACGUCUUAAGCUCGGCGAUCAGUCCGUUCUAAACGUUAAGCACGGUACUUUCGGUGAUUUUUCUGCUAUGCCUACGAAUAUGGCUGAAUAUCUUCAGUUGGCUAUCGAUGGUGAGAUGGUCUUUAACCGUUUGCCUAAGGACACACGCGCUAAGUUUGAUUUUGACUUGAAUAAAUGGCUUUCUUCUAUCGGAACUGAUUCUUGGAUUGAAUCCAUGUCCGCUUUCCUUCCCGGCCUUGAAAAGUCCUUUGGCGGUUAUCUCGUUGAAAGUGAAGAAGCCGCCAACGCUCGUGAUCCUGUCCUCGGUACUCAAUCCGGUAUUUUUGGCUCGGAUCCUGAUUAUCUCCUGUACGGUGAGCAUACUCCUGCGCCUCCUCUGACUCCUCCUCCCACUCCCGGAGGAGGAGGCGGUUACUCUCCUCCGGCUCGGCCUUCGUCUCCAAAGUUCACUUAUCUUAACGCAGAUCUCGCCAAGGCUUAUAAGAUGAAUAAGAACGUUGCAUAUCAGGAAGCUCUCGCAAACACAGCCCAUCAACGUGAGAUGGCAGAUCUUAAAGCUGCCGGUUUGAACCCUGUCCUUACCGCUUCCGGUGGAGCUGGUGCAUCUGCUAAUGUAACUCCUGUCGAAUCUUCUCAGACUUCCGGAUCUUCCGGCGGUCGAGGAUCUCGUAAGGAAGCUAACUCCGGCGCCGGUCUGAUCUCUGCUAUCAUGAGUAUCGGCACUGGUCUUGCCGUCGGUAUCGGUACUGGUAAUCCUCUUGCUGGUAUCUCCGCAGGAGGUGAUCUUAUCCCCUGCUACCAUCCGCAUAAGAUGAUUCGCAUCGUUGACCCUGAUACAGGUGAGCUUAAAUAUCGGUUAGAGAAAUGGCAAGGCCUCUUUGUCGAUUCCAAUGAUUCCGAUCAGUUUCGCAUUCCUUGCGAGAUUUGGAGUAAUGGGAAUAUAUGCCUUUCUGAUGUCUCGUGGUCUACGUGUGCUUACACGGCGCGAUACGUGACCAAAAAAGUCUCUGCCGAUUAUGAUGGCAAGGAUUUCAAUCCGAAUAAGCUCGGUAUCCAACCUGAAUUUGCUUUAAUGAGUCGUCGUCCAGGCAUUGCCGGUUUUUAUCAUCUUGAGCAUCCUGAUUACUAUAGAUCUAUGUCUGUCUUUGUCGACAAUGGAAAGGAUGUGCCUGGUUCCGAUGGAAUUAAACGCGUUAGGAUCCCUCAUUACGUUUUUGACCAUUUAUCUGAUUCUGAUCCGGCUCUUUUCCAACGAUUGAAGGAAGAACGCCGAAAGUUUGGAUCUGAUAAGGAUCUUCUUGAGCUUUCUGACACUGACCUUGACCUUAUAUGGUAUAAUAACCUUAAGCAGCUGCGUGCUCCGGUCAAACAGCAUAAGGAUAAGAAGGUUUUCACCCGAACCGCUUCCAGUGUGAAGUCUGUCAACCUUGGUACUACCGCUUAUAGAGGA
This is a messenger RNA of Cylicocyclus nassatus, 5526 nucleotides long. Lineage: Eukaryota; Metazoa; Nematoda; Chromadorea; Rhabditida; Strongylidae. The record is from the annotation of a GenBank genome assembly.